This is a messenger RNA of Loa loa (African eye worm), 1449 nucleotides long. RefSeq lists its product as hypothetical. Gene Ontology annotation, molecular function: phosphoglycolate phosphatase activity. Gene Ontology annotation, biological process: dephosphorylation; DNA repair. Bases 102 to 1031 code for a protein of 309 amino acids. Lineage: Eukaryota; Metazoa; Nematoda; Chromadorea; Rhabditida; Onchocercidae. The record is from RefSeq and is a predicted model, not a curated record. The transcript is spliced from 8 exons.
AAUUUGCAGGACUUGGUUCAAUUUUUGAUCUUCCGGAGGUUGCUGUUGUUAUUGUGCGAAAAAAAAGAAAAAAACGUGACUGAGAUUAGGCGACGGGCGUGAUGAGCGCAAGAAGUGUGCGAACCCUCAUACGCAACUCAUCUGCAUUACUCAGUAUCGCUUAUGAAUAUGGGCGACCUUUUCCCUUUACUUUUAUUCAAAAUCGUCUUACUCGGCGUUCAAUUCGUGAUGACCAGGUGUUCGCGAGUCGUCCUGAACAAACACUUGCACCCAUGCGAUGUCAAAAAAAUAACAAGGCUUCACUUGUGAUCUUCGACAAGGAUGGCACUUUAAUCUGUUUUCAUUCUACAUGGGUUCCAUGGGCGAUAAAUGUAACCAAGAAGAUAAGUGAGACAAUAAAUAUGAACGUUAAAAAAGAAAUAUAUUCAUUAUUGGGCUUGCAUGAGCAAGAAGAACGUGUGCAAUCCGGACUUCUCGCUGAAGGAACCAUGGCACAGAUACGUGAUGCUAUUGCCCGCUUCUUGAUUAAUCGCGGAAUUGAAUCGGCUGAAGCUGUUAAACUUGUUAUGGCAGCAAUCCUAGAGUCGAAUGAAUCCAGUGGUUACAAUGUCAAAGAAAUUUUUGACUUACGUUCAUUAUUUCAGCAACUACAGGAAAACGGAAUCAAAAUAGCCAUUUGUACCUCAGACAGUCGGAAAGGAACCUUGACUACAUUACGACGCUUACGACUAGAAGAUUAUAUUGAUAUGGUAGUGUGUGGUGAUGAUGCUGGUUCCAUACCGAAACCGCAUCCUCAUAAUGCACUUUCCAUAUGCCGUACGUUAAAUGUUGAUCCACAAGACGCAAUUGUAGUAGGUGAUACUCUAGCUGAUAUGGGCAUGGGACGUUCUGCUAAUCUUGGUAGUACUGUUGGCGUACUUUCUGGUGUAUGUGACAUCAAUGAACUGCGGCCACAAGCUGAUCACAUUGUUCAUGACGUAGGCGAACUAUUACCUAUUGUGUUGGAUAUGAGGAGAUGGUCAUUAUCAUGAGUACUGAUAUUCGUCUUUGAUAGUUAUGCUCUUCUAACUGAAUUACAUUGAAAAUUCGUUGGAGCUUAUUUUAAGCAGUUGUCAUUAUAAACAUUACAUUAUAAAAAUUAUUAUCACUGCUGUCAUCUUUUAUUAGCAAUGCCAAGGACAUUAUCAUUCUAUCAUCACUAUUGCAUGUGACAGUAUAUCUCACUAUUGUAUGUGACAGUAUAUCGUUAUAAUUUUGAGAUGAUACUGGGUUCCACAUAUUUUUUUAUAGAGUUUUUCGAACCGGUAAAAAUCAUCUUAUGUGAAUAUUGCUGCACUUUGCAACAUCACUGAUAGCCAUAUGCUUGUUAGUUUAAUUUAUUACACUGGAUAGGGCCAUUUACUUAUCUGAGAUGACCAUUUGUUGAUGAAAAUAAUUACAAUAAACAAA